Macroventuria anomochaeta is the source of this 450-nucleotide messenger RNA. RefSeq lists its product as uncharacterized. The record is from RefSeq and is a predicted model, not a curated record. NCBI's taxonomy places the organism in Eukaryota, Fungi, Ascomycota, Dothideomycetes, Pleosporales, Didymellaceae. The coding region runs from base 1 to 450 and encodes 149 amino acids. The transcript is spliced from 2 exons.
AUGGCCGCCCCGCAUCCCGUGAUCCUAUGCGGCAAAACCGAAGUCAUCGGCGCCGUGGUCAUCGAGAGCUUGAAGCCUGAGUUCGAAGUGAUCCACUUCAUCCAAACCGUCUCCACCGGCAAGGCAAUCAUCCCCUCACUCCUGCGCGGCGAAGCGCCAAACCCCUCAUCAUCAACAUCCCCCAUUUCCAGUCUCGGCACCAAGAACUACUCGAGACCCCCCGUUGCUGUUCUCCUAGGCGCUGCGUUUGACGACGAGGGAGUCAAGGAGCUGAUGGAGGCUGCGAAGGGGACGAAAGAUGUGCCGUGGCUCAGACCGGAUACGAGCAAGCCUGCGCCGCCGCCUGGGCCGGAGUAUGGGCAGGCGAUGGUGAAGAGGAUUAAGGAGGCGGUGAGGGGGUUGGAGGAGAGGGGGGAGUUGGUGGGGAAUGGGGGGAUUGUGUGGUUUUGA